AUGCUACCAUUUAAAGAGACAAGGGCUAGUCUUUUUCAUGAAAACAGCACCAAAAAUGAAGGAAAUCCUCCCAAAGCUGAAGGCAAAGCAAAGGCUUUGAAGGCAAGAGAAGCAGUGCUGAAAGGCAUCCACAGCCACAAGAAAGAAGACCUGCACACCCACCUGCUGACGCUGAACACACUGUGGCUCCAAAAACAGCCUAAGUAUUCUCAGACCAGCGCCCCCAGGAGAAACAAACUUGACCACUACACCAUCGUCAAGUUCCCCCUGACUAUGGAGUCAGCCACCAAGAGGACAGAAGACAACAACCCACCUGUGUUCAUGGUGGAGGUCAAGGCCAAGGAGCACCAGAUCAAACAGGCUGGGAAGAAGCUCUGUCACACUGAUGUGGCCAAGUCCACACCCUGA
Molecule: messenger RNA, 408 nt
Organism: Phyllostomus hastatus (greater spear-nosed bat)
Lineage: Eukaryota; Metazoa; Chordata; Mammalia; Chiroptera; Phyllostomidae
Product: 60S ribosomal protein L23a-like
Exons: 1
Coding region: 1-408 (135 amino acids)
Biological process (GO): ribosomal large subunit assembly; translation
Cellular component (GO): ribosome; cytosolic large ribosomal subunit
Molecular function (GO): structural constituent of ribosome
Source: RefSeq, a predicted model, not a curated record